This is a messenger RNA of Pelagomonas calceolata, 1862 nucleotides long. Lineage: Eukaryota; Pelagophyceae; Pelagomonadales; Pelagomonadaceae. The record is from the annotation of a GenBank genome assembly.
CCAGCGGCGGCGUCGGCUUUUUACGGCAUUGCGGGCUGAACCACAGCCGAGGCUUCGCGAGUCUGUAGUUUAGCACCCAAGCCGACCUGCUUGCGUCUCGCGGCGAGAACGCCCCGCCGCAGCGACCCGGCAGCCGCACACAGUGACCCACACUAAAACCAUGUGGGCCAUGCGGCGCCGCUUAGACGAGGACGACGGCACGCACGAGUUCCACGCGUUGAACACGUUAUUGCUAGUGGUAGUACUGGGCCUAUGCCUACUGAGCGCGUACUUAAUAAAAAAGUACCGGUUUUACUUCAUGCCGGAGAGCUCCGCGGCUUUAUGUGUGGGACUUGUUGUGGGAGGCAUCGCUAGAUUAAUAACCCAUUCGGACGAAGAGUUGGACUUUUUAUCGUUCUCGCCAGAGUUAUUCUUCUUCUUGCUGCUACCCCCGAUUAUUUUCGAGGCGGGCUACACUUUAAGAAGAAAAAACUUCUUCCGCAACCUCGGGACGAUCACGAUGUAUGCUGUGGUUGGGACCCUCAUCAGCACCUUCGUCGUGGGCUACUUCACGUACGCGUGCGCGCGCGCGGGCAUCGUGGACGUCGACGCCACGAACCCCAUGGAAGCAUUACUGUUUGGUGCAUUGAUCUCUGCCGUGGACCCGGUAGCUACAUUAUCGAUCAUGGGCUCGCCCGAACUCAACUGCGACCCGUUGUUGUACUCGUUGGUCUUUGGCGAGAGCGUGUUAAAUGAUGCAGUAGCAAUUGUGUUGUUCCGGACCUUCUACAACUACUACGAGGAGGGCGCGGAGCUCGAUCAGUCGAAGAUCCCCGUGGCGUUAUUUGAGUUUCUCUUCGUAACCAUCGGUAGCAUACUGAUGGGCGUGGCUACGGGACUCAUAUGUUCGUACUUAUUCCGACACACGAGAAUAAGGGACUACCCAAAAUAUGAAAUCUCGCUACUGUUCUUAUUCGCCUACGGCGCCUACGCUUUGGCCGAGUCCAUAGAGCUGUCGGGCAUCAUGGCGCUAUUCUUCUGUGGUAUAGUCUUAGCCCACUACAACUCCUACAACCUGUCCAAAACCAGUCAGACGACGGCGGAGGAGAUCUUCGCGGCGCUGUCGACGGUGGCCGAGUCGUUUGUGUUCAUGUACAUGGGCAUGGGCUUUUUUACGGGCCGGUUCAAGACGUAUGUAGAGCGGCGUCCUUCCUUCGUCGCGUCGCGGCGACGGCGGUGGCGCGAGCGUCGCGUCGCAAGGCCGCGGCGACGCCGUCGACGCGUCGCAUUACACGCAGGUGGGACCACACUUUUGUGGUGCUGGCCAUCGUAUUUUGUUUGCUUGGGAGGAUCCUGAACGUGUUUCCGCUGUCGUUCAUGUGCAAUCUAGUCAGGAAGCAGAAGAUCCCCUGGAAGAUGCAGGUCGUGAUUUGGUUUGCUGGUUUAAGAGGCGCCAUCGCGUUCGCGCUGUCGCAGAACAUGCCCGGGCCGCACAAAGAUGUGUACGAGACCACUACCCUCUCGAUCGUCAUCUUCACGACGGUCGUCUGCGGUGGCUUGACGGAGCCGAUGCUGCGGCACGCCGGCAUGAAGCGGGGGACCGACGCCGUCUCGGAUGGGGAUGAUGAUUUACAUACGGAGCUGCUCGAAGUGGGCCAGGAGGCACCUCAACCACAACGUAGAUUAUCAAUCCCAGCACCGGGCCUGCACGCGGCCUUCCGGGAGCUGGACCAGCGCUACCUCAAGCCCUUAUUUGGGGGGCAGAUGAUGCCAGGUCCUGACACCAGUGUCCCGCACCGCGCCCCGUUGAGGCGUCCGGGCGCAGGCGUCAACGGCGACUAGGUAGUGCGCCCCUUACACUGUGUAGUUACUAAGAUCUCCUA